UAACCUAACAUAGCAUUGUUCAUUGAUUAGUUGAGUUAGUCCUUAUUUUUUUCCAUUGUAAUUCUAUUCUAAAGUUGAUUGCAAUGGAUCUCACCAAAAUGAAAAACGAUAAGAAACUGUAUCUCUGCAGAUGGUAUUUUCGUGCUGGAUUCGCCUUUUUGCCCUUUGUAUGGUUGGUGAAUGCUGUUUGGUUCUUCCAAGAGGCAUUUAGAAAACCACCGUUUGAAGAACAAAAGCAAAUCCAAAGGUAUGUAGUGUUGUCUGGGAUUGGUGCUUCCAUCUGGGCAGCUGUCAUUGCAGUUUGGAUCUACAUAUUCCAGACACAUCGGACAGAAUGGGGAGAGACUGCGGAUUAUAUUUCCUUUGUCAUUCCAACUGGUAUAAAAUAAUCUGACAGUUCCUUUGAAUUUUGUUACUCAUUGUAUAAAUGCUGUAUAUCAGUUAAUGUAGGUUAAGGCAUAAGAAAUUGUUACUGUAGCAAAUAUUUAUUUUUACUUUGCUUAGUAUUGUUGUUUAAAAUUAAAGCUAACUCAAUCAUGAAAUACAUAAUCUACAAAACAAUAAGUUGUGUAAUAGUAAAAGUUAUGCAGUUAUUUGGUUCACCUCUGUUUUCUUAUUAUAUGCUAUUCAAUUUUUUUAUACUUCAUGCACUGUAUAGUUGGUACAGUUAUAUAAUUGGGAUAAACCUCUUUGUAAUAAAUCAUAUUUUUUUAUAA
This is a messenger RNA of Macrosteles quadrilineatus (aster leafhopper), 716 nucleotides long. It is a transcript of the gene pen-2, whose product is annotated as gamma-secretase subunit pen-2. Gene Ontology annotation, biological process: Notch receptor processing. NCBI's taxonomy places the organism in Eukaryota, Metazoa, Arthropoda, Insecta, Hemiptera, Cicadellidae. The transcript is spliced from 3 exons. The coding region runs from base 84 to 389 and encodes 101 amino acids. Gene Ontology annotation, cellular component: gamma-secretase complex. The record is from RefSeq and is a predicted model, not a curated record.